AUGGUGCUUUCAAGAGCGAGGACUUUCGUUAUAGUCUUCGCCGUGCUGACGGCAGCGUUCUCGGCGGUGCACUGGCCGCUCAGACGCUCGUGGCGCGACAACCUCGUGGCGCCUAAAGGAGGAGGGGAUGAUGAUCCGCCCAUAGCAGUGUGUCUGGUGGGGUCGGCGCGGGCCUUUGAGGCAACGGGGCCCUCGCUGCUGCGCCACCUGCUGCUGCCCUCCGCGCACCCCUCUCCCUCUCUCUCCCACCGCCCCUUACACCUCUUCCUGCACGCGCCUCUGGACGAAACCGCUGCCAAGCUCAGCUUCCUCCGAAGCUUCGCCAGCAGCAGCAGCAGUACCAGUGGAAAUGUUGGACAAAAUCGGAUCGCGGGGAGUGAUGACGUGGUGGGUCAGGAUUGGGUGCGUUUGGCCCGGGAGAGCGCCAUUGCAGCUGUGCAGAUAUUCCCAAACACUGACGUGGAUGAGACAAAAUACCCCACUGGGGUCAUGUUCACUGGUGACUCCCCCAGUGGCCUACAGGGUCUGCUACAGUACUUUCGCCUGGUGGAGGGGUGCUGGGACAUGAUCCAAUCGUUUGAAGCCACGUCAGCACAAGCCACGUCAGCACCGCCCCUGCGCUACAACUGGAUCGUGCGAGCCCGCCUCGACUCCCUCUGGACCGCCCCCGCGUCCAUCCAACCCCCGCCGCCCAUCCUGCCGCCCAGCGUUCCCCCUAUAGCCACCACCGCCGCUGCACCAGCAGCAGCAGCUAUUCUUAAUGGCAUUGGUUUGGGUGAUGGGGUGGGUGAUGGGUUGGUCUACACAAUUCCGUAUGGGUGGGACUGGUGGGGGCUGAACGACCGGUUUGGGAUGGGAGGGAGGCAGGCGAGUGAAGCAGCGCUGAAGAGACUUAGUGCCCUGCAGCUGCUGGCAAGGCGGAAGAUGCGGAACCUCAACUCUGAAGGAGCCUUUAAAGCCCAGCUAUCUCUGGCGGGCAUCACAGUGCAACGAGCCAGCCUGCCCUUCUGUGUGCUCAGCCAACGCACCUACCCCGACGGCUGUGCCCCCACCGUCUACUCAAUCAACUCCUCCGUGCCGCUAAAUGGCGCCAAAUGCCGCCCGUGCAGCCGCCCGUGUGCUACAGGCGAAAAGGCCCGAGCUCUCGUCUCCCGCAUUGCCCCUUCCGAACCUAAUUGGCCGGGCCCAGAAGCGGGGGAGGGGGAGGUGGGGGUGUGUGAUGCGGCGAGGGGGUGGGAGAAAGGGUGGGAGUCGGAGUUUGAUGCGGUUAUGGGGGAGGAGAUGGCGGAGGGGCGGAGGCAGGUGGUGCGGGAGGCGAUGGGGAGCAUUGACGAGUGUGUGCUGGCGUGGGAUGAGUUCCGCACCCUCACCUUCCGCGCCCUCACAGUAUCAUGGGAUGCGCCAUCACCCCGAGCGGUGUGCGUGCGAGCUCAUGUCGGCUUCCCACCUCCCCUCAAUCUACUCGACCGUUUCCAUCCAUUCCGCACCCUCACAGUCUCCUGGGAUGCGCCGUCACCCCGGGCGGUGUGUGUGCGAGCUCGCAUGGGAGGCAGCGCGUGGGUGGGGGGAGGGCCAAGGGCAGACGGAAGAUUUUCCACCUUUCUCUCCCUGCUUACUGCCUCGAGCCAGGUGGUGGUUGAGGUGGAGGGCAGUCAAGACAGCAAUCCGCUUCUUACAAACCAGUUGUCACAAGAGGGGGGUGACGGGAGUAGCAGCGGUGGAGUGGAGAGGAGGUUGCUGGAUGAUACCAAGGCUCAUGGUGCUGCUGUAGCAUCUGACACUGUAGCAUCUGACACUGUAGCAUCUGACACUGUAGCAUCUGACACUGUAGCAUCUGACACUAAGUUUCCUUAUCUCCAUGCCUGUUUGCUUCCCUCCCCCACAGUCCCAUUGUUUUCUUAG
Molecule: messenger RNA, 1902 nt
Organism: Closterium sp. Naga37s-1
Lineage: Eukaryota; Viridiplantae; Streptophyta; Zygnematophyceae; Desmidiales; Closteriaceae
Source: the annotation of a GenBank genome assembly